CUUAUCACCAUCCUCAUGUCUCAACCCCCACCUUUUUCUUCUCUAACCACGACUAAAGAAAUCCCCCCUUUUUUCCCCAAAUCGAAAAAUACAUCUUCAGCUUAAAAAUUAGGUUAAAUUAAAAGUAGCAAUUACUUUACCUAAUUUAACUAAUUUCCUCUUCAUGUUCAUUCUUCAUUUCCUCUUUGCAUAUCCAAAUUUACUCCUCAUCAGAUGUUUAAACCUAAUACAUUUCCAAAUCUACAUCCGAUUUCCCCCUUAUUACAUCGCCGUCGCCGUCGCCGCUGUCAAUACAAUCAAUGGUUGGUAUUUCUCCACGUCACUGAUCCGUAAACAUCGACCGCUUUAUGUGUGAGAUUAAGAUUCUAGGGUUUCUCAUAAGGUUGCUCCUUGGCGCGGGGUAAAUGCUGCAGAUUCCGGUGUUUUUUGCGGCGGCGCUGUUAAUUUUUACGGUUAUUUUUCGGUGGACAUUGAAAAAUGAAGAGGAGAAGAAGAAUGUCGACGUUUUGGUUUCUCCACAAGCUACAAUGGCGAAUUUCAAUGCUUUUCAGGGAGAAUUAAGUAGUAAUAAUAGCUAUAAUGAUUCUAAUUUUGCGUUGAAAACACGUUAUUAUGAGUGUGCUGUUUGUUCGAAUCUCACUUCUACUAGGUGUUCCCGUUGCAAAGCUGUUCGUUAUUGUUCUAGCAAGUGCCAAAUAAUCCAUUGGAGACAAGGUCACAAGUUUGAAUGCAAUCCUCAAGUGUCCAAUGCAUUCGAGAGAGAUUAUUUAAAUGAUAAUGCAGAAACUAUGCAGCAACGUGAAACAAAUUGCAUCCCUGCUGAAGAUUUUCCAAGGAUGGAUGAGAAAAACAAAAAUAGUAAGCUGAAUGGCGAAAUUUCGGAUUCCCCUGUACCUCGUCUAUCUACCGUGACCAACGACUCUUUGGACAUUGAUAAUGGACGAAGUCUAUCUAGUGAAAAUGGGAUGCAAUUCCCUGACGUCAAAUCUUCAAGGGGCCUAAGAGAAGAUAAGACUAAUACAUCUGACACAAAUUCAAAAACGGGGUCGGGAUUCAAUGUUAAAAAUUUGAACAGAGGAAAAUCAAGACAAAAUGACAAAAGAAAAUCCAGGCUUUCGAACACAGACCUUUCUCCAGGAUUUAGACAAGACAAUUCUUCUGAUAGAAAUGUUCCUGACAAUAUCGAUUCUUCCAGACCCAAAGAGGUUCCACUUGUGGAUGAUGAGGGACAGAAGCCUUCACAUACAGUCAAGCAUGAGAAUUUCAAAUCUUUGGCCAGUAAAAGUUCUAGCAAAAGUUUAUUGCCAUCAAGAAGCAGUAGUAGUUCUAGCCAGAUUCCAUAUAAUGGCUUCAAAGUGUCUUUUCAAAAAGUUGUGCAUCUUUUCAAAACCUCUCAUCAAAAGAAACCCCCUCCGCAUAAUAGUUUGAUCGGAAUAUUGGAUAAUCGUAAAUAUAAGGCAGUAUUUCAGUAUGAUGCAUUUUUGAAACUAUACUCCUGUAAUGAUGUUGAAUUGAAACCAUUCGGCCUUACAAACUGUGGAAACAGUUGCUAUGCAAAUGCUGUGCUCCAAUGCCUUGCUUACACUCGGCCCUUGACAAUGUAUCUCCUUCAAGGACUUCAUUCUAAAGAAUGCUGGAAGGAAAAAUGGUGUUUUGUUUGUGAGUUUGAACAUCUUAUGCUAAAGGGAAAGGAAGGUUACACUCCACUAUCCCCCAUUCGAAUCCUCUCUAACAUUACUCAUCUUGGUCAUGGAAGAGAAGAAGAUGCCCAUGAGUUUUUGAGGUAUGCUGUUGAUUCUAUGCAGUCGGUUUGUGUUGAGCUAGCUGGACUUGCAGGUUCAGUGGCUGAAGAAAGCACUCUCGUUGGCAUGACAUUUGUAGGCUAUCUUCAUUCUAAGAUAAGAUGCAUGAAGUGCCACUUUAAAUCAGAGAUAUAUGAAAGGAUGAUGGACCUCACUGUAGAGAUAGAGGGGGAUAUCAGGACUCUGGAACAAGCACUUAAAAGAUUUACGGCUUCUGAAAUGUUAGAGGGAGAUAACAAAUACUAUUGCAGCAGAUGUAAAUCUUAUGAGAAAGCUAAGAAGAAGUUGACUGUAUUUCAAGCACCAAACAUCCUUACAAUCAUGCUUAAGCGAUUUCAGGCGGAAAAUUUUACGAAGUUAAGAAAACCUGUUAAGUUUCCCGAAAUUCUGAACAUGACUCCUUAUAUGAGUCACUCAAGUGAUAAAGACCCUCAAUACAGUCUAUAUGCUGUAGUAGUUCAUUUGGAUGUCUCGAGUCCUGAAUUUUCUGGUCAUUAUGUUUGCUACGUGAAGACUUACAGUGAUGAGUGGUUCAAGAUUGAUGACAGUGUGGUUGUUAGCGUGGAUCUGGAGAGGGUCUUAUCAGUAGAGGCUUAUAUGCUUCUCUAUGCAAGGAACACUCCAAGAAUGCCAUCAUCUGUCAGGAGUUUUUAUGAUGGCAAGCUUAGUGUGAUGAAUUUUGCAGCUGAUUCUGCUGGUCAUUCUCAGCCUAAGAUCAGGCAUAGUGGUUCAGAUGUUGGUGUUGAUCCUUUGGUGAUGCAGCGUCAGUCAAGUAAAAGUGGUUAUGCAAAGGACCCGUCGUUUGUAGAGGAGUGGGUUACUCACUCUGUUGAAAGCAUUCCAAGGGUGGAUUCAUCAAGUGAGGUCUCCUCCUUGUUCAGCUACUCAGAAGAGGGCACGUGUAGUACACCAAGCACCAAAGAUUCUGUAAGCAUGGAUGACUUUUCCGAUUACCUGUUUGGGAGAGGUGGUGUUGCUGGUCACUGAGCUCCAAUUGGUUCUGUGAGGCAACUUGAUAGGACUUUGAGCUGCCAUUUUUUGAUUUUUGACGGCACUUUGAUUGAUAUCAAUUGUUGGCAGCGAUCGUAAUGGGUUUCAUAACCAUUGAAAUCUCAUGUCAAAGUCCAUGGAAAUUAAAUUCCAUCUUUGAGCAUGUGUUCCCCCCAAGUAUACAAUCCAUUUCUCGGUUGGCCACGUCAAGAAUGGUAAUGGAAAAGAAACACGUAUUUGAGAGGGAGUUUCAUCAUCAUGAUUCAUGUACGUUGACAUUGGGUUCCUCUUGUGACGCAGACCCAUUACCAUCACUACCACUGAAUGGCUGUACAAACUCAGGAAUUGGAACUGCCCGAAAUAUGAAGUACAGGUUAUGCUCUGCGAAGUUGUAUAUUUUGUAAUUCAACAACCCGACAUCCAAAUGGUAGGACUUAUUUACUAGGUUAGUGUUUGGGUAAAAUUAAGUUCCAUCUUUUGCUCGCUUAAAUUAGGCAGAGUAAAGUUAAGUUCAAAUGGUUUUAUUCAAAUUUGAGCUUUUAAGUUAAGUGGGUGGAGAGAUGGAGUUUUUUGAAGUCACUGUAUAGGAUAAAAACCUAUUUGUUGUUACAAAAUUUUCCUAUUGGAGGCUUAGUUAUAGUAUAUUUUUUGACAGAAAGGCCUAUUUGUGUAUCAAAUGUAACUUCAUAUAUGCUUCUUGAUGUAAUUUUUUAUAUACUCCCCAAUUCUAAUCUUA
This is a messenger RNA of Amaranthus tricolor (Joseph's coat), 3528 nucleotides long. Its product is annotated as ubiquitin carboxyl-terminal hydrolase 17-like. Gene Ontology annotation, molecular function: cysteine-type deubiquitinase activity; cysteine-type endopeptidase activity. Lineage: Eukaryota; Viridiplantae; Streptophyta; Magnoliopsida; Caryophyllales; Amaranthaceae. The record is from RefSeq and is a predicted model, not a curated record. Bases 405 to 2789 code for a protein of 794 amino acids. Gene Ontology annotation, cellular component: cytosol; nucleus. Gene Ontology annotation, biological process: protein deubiquitination. The transcript is spliced from 11 exons.